UAAAUACCCCAAGUCAUCUGCCACAACAAAACAUUCCGCUGUCUGCCAAUUCACGGCUGUACUCAAGUAGUUACUGACAUAGAGGACGGUACAGAAACACGGAAAAUAUUUACUUUUAAGUACGCAACUUAUACUAUUGGCUUCGAUCGGGAACCUGCCUAAGUAAAAACGAAUUUGACCCGGAGUCGUAAAGGCUGUUAAGGGUGAAGUCGGGGGAGACAGACAGGAAAAAAAACAAAGAUGGCUGUGUAGCCAAAGAGACGAGUCCCAACAGAACUGUCUCAAGCCUCGGCUUUAAUCACCGACAGGUCCUGCGGGUCCCGUGGACAGUCAGCCGGUACCGGAGCAGGGACGGUAGAUAAGCAGCCGAGCCGGGCCGUCGGUGCACAUCGCCGUAAUCUGCUGUCAUUGCGAAUAACGGCGUCGAGAGUACAACAACAGCUGAGAGACGCCUGAGUUGUUUUUGUUCUGCCUGGGCAAAGGGAGAGGACUGCUGUGUUUUUGUCAACGUAGCUAGCCGCAUAGUCUGCUAGCCUCACUGUAAGUCCACAAAACUAGUCAACAGUAAAUUUAGCAGCUUGUUGUAACUACAUUUGCACAUGGUAUCGGUAUUAUACAGUCAUUGGCUUGUUCAAUUUCAAGUUCGCAAGUGGAGGUUAGCAUUAAUAAGUUAGCCUGCAUUCCUUUCUGACAGCUUACUGCCGUAGCGUUAGCCUAGCUCGCUAGCUGUCAGCUGACCGUUAGCUUGACGGUUGUGAGCUAGCUCUAAGCUAACCUGCUUAUAUUUCGGGAUUAGGCUGGUCGUGGCAGGUACAGCUCAGAAUUUUCUAGAUAGUCAUCGUCAUGUCUUCGCUGGAAGAGAGGGACGUGGGCGUUGCGGCCGCCCCUGGCUCCUCCUCGGCUGGCCUGGGGGUCGGGGCUGUGGGGGCAGCGGUGGAGGCUGUCGCCGGGGUGGCUGCCAUGCAGGAGGAGGUCGGGAUACGGCGAGAAGGGCCCGAGCCUGACCCAGACGAGCCACCCAAGAAGAGGGUGAAAGUGCCCGAGGGAGAGUCAGGAAAACUGGAGGAGAGACUGUACUCAGUGCUGUGCUGCACCGUGUGCCUAGACUUGCCCAAGGCGUCUGUAUUCCAGUGUACCAAUGGGCACCUGAUGUGUGCAGGAUGUUUUAUCCACCUCCUGGCUGAUUCUCGUCUCAAGGAGGAACAGGCCACGUGUCCUAACUGCAGGUGUGAGAUCAGCAAGAACCUAUGCUGCAGGAACCUCGCAGUGGAGAAGGCUGUCAGUGAGCUGCCGACAGAAUGUACCUUCUGCCUAAAACAAUUCCCCCGCUCAAGCUUAGAGAGACACCAGAAAGAGGAAUGCCAAGACAGGGUGACACAGUGUAAGUACAAGAGGAUUGGCUGCCCUUGGCAGGGUCCGUUUCAUGAGUUGCCAGCACAUGAGAAUGAGUGCUCCCAUCCCACCAAGACUGGUACAGAGCUCAUGGGAAUACUGGGAGAGAUGGACCAGAACCACCGUAGAGACAUGCAGCUUUACAACAGCAUCUUUAGCCUGCUGUGCUAUGAGAAAAUUGGGUUUACAGAGGUACAGUUCAGGCCGUACCGCACAGAUGACUUCAUCACUCGUCUGUACUAUGAAACGCCACGCUUCACUGUUCUCAACCAGACGUGGGUGCUGAAGGCCCGCGUUAACGACUCUGAACGCAACCCCAACCUGUCCUGCAAGCGUACCCUCUCCUUCCAGCUCAUCCUCAAAAGCAAGGUGAACUCUGCCCUAGAAUGCUCCUUUCUCCUGCUGAAGGGGCCGUACGACGAUGUGCGGAUCAAGCCGGUCAUCCACCAUCACUCCUUCAGCAAUGACGCCAAUGAGACCGACUACGUCCCUCUGCCCAUCUCCGACUCUGUGGAGUGCAACAAACUGCUGGCCGCCAAAAACAUCAACCUGCGCCUGUUCAUCUUCCAAGUCCAAAAAUAAAAGAGUGGGAGGAGGAGAGGAAGAGGAGCGAUGGAAGGCAAAGAGGAGCAUUUAAAAAAAAUAAAAAAAAUUUAAAAAAGAGAGAGAGAGAGACACCACUGAACCACUUAUACCUCUUAACACCUACACACAUACAUAAAUACACACAUACAGAUGCACACAUUCACGCAGGGUACAUCUUACACACGUUUCUACACAACACACACACACCACUAAUUACACUUACCUCCUUCUACAAGAUAGUGAGACCCCUUGCUUGGGGAGCUGUGAGUUGCUAUGGAGAUGGGUGGGCAUUGAUAUAUGGAUUGGAGAGGUGGGGUGAAACCUGCAAAAGGCACAGGUGGUAGGGGUGUAAGGGCAAAGAAAAAAGGGGGGAGCGAUGGGGGGAGGAGUUCUGAGAUGGCUGGUGGUGCACCUGUGAAGGCUCUCUGAGGUCACAUCGUCUGACCUUUCACCCCCAACACCCACCACAGCCAAAGGUAGCACACGCCGACCAAAGCGAGAUUUUGCCGGGUGCAUACGUCUGUCGUCUGUGUAUGUGUGUGUGUGAGACAAAGACGGAGCUUAUCAUGUUCAAAUGUCCCAAAGACAAUGUGAAAUAUAGAGAGGGUGACUCUAUGGAGCUGUUUUUUGGACAUGUGAAUGUAUGUCAAGGGGUGUGUGUCUGUCCUUUUCCCCCUUCUUCAUUUUCACUUUGUGCCGUUUGUGUAGUUUGUCAUUGACAACAUUUAUUCUGUUGUUGCCAAAGCUGGCUCUUUCAGACUUUGCCAGAACAGAACUUGCUUCCCCACUUGCCCACCCCCCCCCACCCUUAUUUCCCUUUUUACCUCCAAGAGGAGAGACGGCCUGGCUGCAUGCAUAUUUUAGUUCUUCAACUUUAUUCCUUCAGCUGUGGUUAUAUUUAACCUUCAACACUAAUACUAUUUUUUAUUUCUCUUAACCCUGAAUAUUUAAGUACCUGUGAACUUUUUUUCUUUUUAGUUGGGUUUUUAGCGUGUGACUCGCUGCCUGUGUGUGUGUGUGUGUGUGAGAGAACAGAUCAUUACUGUGAGACUGUGUAAACCCAUCCCUGUUGUAAACAUUACAAUCCUUUUAUAAGUGCAGGGGAUAAAGCCCAAACUGUGACCAUGGAGUCUUUUUGGGGCAAUCUGGACCUCGACAACCCUCUGAGAAGACUUCACACCCACGGAGCUUUUUCUGGAAGAUCAGACGUUGAUCUAACUCAGUGCGUGUGUGUCUGUGCGUGCGUGCGUGUGUGUGUGUGUGGGGUGGGGAUGGGGCGGUUUAACUUACGACGGUGACAUUAGUGUUAGACUUACUUGAACAAGAACGAGAAGUUGUUACUUAAGUAGAUCCUACUGUAAAGCAGAUAGAUCUCUCUCCUCCAGACCUCUACUUCCUGUAUUUCUGUGUUUUAAUGCUUCGUCUCUAUGCCAGUGGACUCACUCAUCUCACUAUGGCUGUACAUGUGCCUUUUAUUAAAGAUCAUGGAACCUGCA
Sphaeramia orbicularis (orbiculate cardinalfish) is the source of this 3473-nucleotide messenger RNA. It is a transcript of the gene zftraf1, whose product is annotated as zinc finger TRAF-type containing 1. Gene Ontology annotation, molecular function: zinc ion binding. Gene Ontology annotation, cellular component: nucleus. NCBI's taxonomy places the organism in Eukaryota, Metazoa, Chordata, Actinopteri, Kurtiformes, Apogonidae. The coding region runs from base 844 to 1974 and encodes 376 amino acids. The transcript has 6 exons. The record is from RefSeq and is a predicted model, not a curated record.